AGAGAGCCCAGGCCCAGGCUGGGAAGCUGGCAUGUCCUGGACACCCUUUCAGCUGUGUUCUUUCACCUAGCAGGCCAGCGUCAAGCUUAUGCUAAUUAACUCCAGGUUUCAAGUCUCUUGUUGCCUGGUGACAGAGUUUCACAGCUGAGCAGGAGGAACUGGAAUGAGCAGGAGUCCAUCUUCUAGCAGUUUCAUGUGACUUUCCUAAAACUGAUCACCAACUAAACAAAAUAACCCUCCUCAAACAUCUAAAGAAACAUGGCUAAAGGUGGCAAAGGCCCCAAAGGCAAGAAGAUCACCCUCAGUGUGGCCAAGAAUUGUAUCAAAAUCACAUUUGAUGGGAGAAAACGCCUUGAUUUGAGUAAGAUGGGAAUUACCACCUUUCCCAAGUGUAUUUUGCGAUUCAGUGACAUAGAUGAGCUGGAUCUUAGCCGGAAUAUGAUCAGGAAGAUCCCUGACUCAAUCUCCAAGUUCCAGAACCUGCGGUGGCUGGACCUGCACAGCAACUACAUUGACAAGCUCCCCGAGUCCAUUGGCCAGAUGACCACCCUGCUCUACCUCAACGUCAGUAACAACAGGCUGACCACCAGUGGGCUCCCUGUGGAGCUCAAUCAGCUCAAGAACAUCCGCACCAUGAACUUAGGCUUGAACCACCUGGACAGCGUGCCCACUACGCUGGGCACCCUGAAGGAGCUCCACGAGGUGGGCCUCCAUGACAACCUGCUCAGCAGCAUCCCCAAAAGUAUCUCCAAGCUCCCCAAGCUGAAGAAGCUCAACACAAAGCGAAACCCCUUUCCAAAGGCAGAAGGGUCAGACACAUUCAUAGAUUCCAUCAAGAGGCUGGACAACCUCUACCUGGUGGAGGAGAAGGACCUGUGUGGGCCUUGCCUGAGAAAAUGCCAACAGGCCCGAGACAAGCUGAACAGAAUCAAGGGCAUGGCCAUGCCAACGCCGAGAAAGGCCAACUUUUCCAGUUUGAUCUCACCCAACUCCAUGGCCAAGGAGUCCCAGGAAGCUUGGAGGUGACCUGGACCCUGACCUUGAGGCAGAAAGGGAAAAAGGAGGGAGAGAAGAUGGCAGUAGCUACAUCCACAGGCACUUGAGGGAUUCCCCCUUCCUGAAAUAGCUCCACCAGCCAAGCCCAUAAAAUACCUUUCCCUACCUCCUUGGCUUGUGAUUUUGUUGACUGAAGGCUUCUAGUUUUUGCCAUUCCAUGUUUCUGUCUUCUCUGCAUGCACAUACCCACACAUCAAGGCACAGUGAGUUAGAAGGGGGCCCUUCAUCUCACUUCUCUUGCCUGCAACCCACACCCAGGCAGGGACCAAGGCCAGCACACCCUUGGUCUCAUUAUCACAUGUUUCAUGACCACCUGCCAGCUCCCAAAUGUGGAGUUUAUUCUAUGGGAAUGUUUUGGCUCAGGACUACAAAGGUCAGGGAUCUCAAAACAUGGGUUGGGAAGAGGGCAGAUGGACAUUUAGUCUUGGAAAGAGGACAAAAUAGGGCCAUAGAGAUGGACAGAUAUUAUCAUUAAGUACUGGCAGGCAACAUCUUAGAUUCAAAGCAUUACCUGUCUUUUAUCUGUGCUUGCAUAAGUUGCCCUAGGGGUUUCCCGACUAAACCUGCAGGCCCUUGACUGGCUGUGAAUGAAGGAAGUUGCACUCCCAUCUUAUUACAUCCAGUGUUUUUCCUGACCCCUGUGGGAGUAAGGAGAAAAUGGGUACCUCUGUGGGUUGGUGCAGUCACAAAAUAAAUGCCUCACUAGGCAUUGUGCUAGGUGUGCUGGGUGCAGAAACUGGACCAAUGAGGGAAAGCUUGACUUGCUCUGUGCUGCCCAGAGGGAAGACCAGUUGAAAGAAGGCAGGACAAAGUGUCAUGGUCUGAGGAGGUUGGGAGACUGGGGCCAAGUGGUGUGCAGGGAUGGCCUGGCAUAGAGAAGAGCCAGAGAUUCUGGAGUUGGGCACUUGUGAAAUGAGAAUAACACCAGCCUCCACUCUAAAGGCUGUUUGCAUCUCAGCAGAUAGCACACCAAGCGAGCACUCAACAGCAAUCAGCUUUCUCUAAGAACUGGGGCUUGGUGUGUCUCAAAGCUGAAAUACUGCUUUGGACAGUGUCCCUAGUCCCAUUAGAUAUUUUGGCAGGAUGACUGUGGUAGAGCCAGUCCUCCCAGGAGCUGAGAAUCUUCUCUGUACCUCUCACUCACACCUUCAUACUGCCUAAGGGGGUACAGGAAGAAACCUUUAGGGAAGUUUGUUUUAUUGUUGUUUUUUUUAAUUAAAGUUUUUCUGCAUUGGUGGUAAGUUUUAUAGUGGUCAGUGGAAAAGCACUAAGAAAUAUCCACCUCUUCUGCGGGACUAGCUUAUUUCUCUUUUAUGUUAUAAACCAUAGCGGACUGCACGCUUCAUUUCUUCACCCUCACUGCUUACUCUCCUUUGCAAUGCUCAGUUGUGACAACUCUGUUAUAUUUAUAAAAUCUCUGAAGUUAGGGAUUCAAAAUUCCCUUUGCAGUUAUUCCCUUAAUUAAAUGUUUUCCAUUAUAAAAGUAACAAAACCAUAACAUAGUUUUAAAUAUAACAGUUGAAAGCAUCACAAUUCUACAGUAUAAGUCAACUAUAAUAUUGACAGAUUUCCUUACUAGUUAUUUUUCUGUGUAUAUUUUUGUAUGUAGUUAAAAUUACAGAAUUCAUGUCAUUUUUAUCCUGCUUUGAACUCAUGUUGUUACAUGGCCUUCAUAACCAUAACACAAGACAUCUGCAAGACAGAUGUGGAUAUGUAGAACUAUAAGUUACUGGUGGACAUUUAAGUUAUUUCCAGCUUUCCACUAAUAGAAAUAGUAUCAUAAUGACAGCCUGUAUGAUCAAGAUUUUUAAAACAUUUUGCAGUAUUUCCUUGGUAUAAUUUCAUAAUAGCAAAUACUGUGUUAAAGAGUGUUUUUAAAAAAUACUUUUGGAUACAGGCUAUCAGGUAGCUUCUAAAAAGUUUAUAGACAUUUAUGUAUCCACCAGUAAUAUAUUAAAGAGCCUGUUUCACUACAUCCUUGCCACUAUUGAGUUUUUCCUUCAUUUAAUGUCUAAAAUGAUUCAUCAGAAGCCUUUCCUAAGAUGAAUGGUGCAGUCUUGCCUGUGAAGUGCAUGGAAUGUCAUGCCUUGGGCUCAGGAGCCACUACUGGUAUGUUGGGCCUUGAACAUGUCCCUAAGGUAGCCAUCCUGCUCCUUCAGCUACUUCAUCUCUGACCCAAAAAGUCCAGAAGCCAUGCAAGGGCAUAUGAUCCACACAGAGAGUGGUGGCUGGUUAUCCAGACACUGCCCAUCUUCUUUAUCUUUGGAUUUAGCAUUCCCUGCUUAGUCAUUCAAAAGGUUCAGCAAAGAGCAGGAGUUAAGAACAAAGAUCUCUCUGUGCCCUUAGGAAGGAUCUGGUCUAGACCCUGGAUUUCCCCUUGCUCGCCCUCCUGCUCCAGCACAGCACACAUCCCCACUGGGCUUGGUCCCCCCAAUCCUUCUCCAGGAGCCUCUUGUGGAUUCACUGGCAAAUGAGUAGUUGGCAUGUAAGAUGACAUUUAUUCACCAUCCUUGAUCUAGGUACUUUACUAUGCUUGCAUUCUUAAAGCUGUUUUAGGAAGGGCUUUUAAGUGCAUUGAACUUCACUGGGAUUGAGAAAUAAAUGGGCAGGGGGCUUUGAUUUGUCACAGGAUACAUUCACAUCACACAGCUUGUCAGGCAGGACACCUGGCAGCAGGAUGAAGUGCAGACCAGAAACAGGGAUCACUUAGGAGUCCCUUUCUACUGUCAAGGAAGAGGUUUGGUGUAGAUGUUUUCCUUCAUGCUCUAAAAUACCAAAGUCACCUUUACUUCCUGGAAAUUGUAUUAAAGUCUAAAAACACUUGAUAGGAAAAUCAUGGGGUUUCUGUUCCUUCAAACAGAAUAAAAACCCUAUUCACACUAACCCAGUGACCACCCUCUCUGAAAGCCAAGCAUGAUCUAGAUGACCCCUGUGUGACCUCUAUACUUGUUGUGUUUCCCCUCUGUGACCUGGAAGAAUUGCUCAGCCUCUUGUGUCUCCAUCCCUAGGAUACGCUCACCAUCCCUAGGGCACUGUAUAGCAAAAAUGUGAAGACUAAUCAGCUAACAAGAAAAAACACCUCCGAAGAAGAAAACCUCUCAGUUAGGAGAAGAGAGUGGCAAGGAGAAUAUUCUGGAAGUCAGGAGCUCUGGUGCUGGCCAAGCCACUGACUUGCUUCUUAAAUUCACUUUGCCUCUCUUUUUGCUUUAGACCAUCUGUGCGUGAAAUGACUUUGGGAAGAUGUUUGGUGUGUCUUUUUUUUUAAUGCAUAUAGAAGAAAUGAUAGAUAUAAAUUAUAGAUGAAGUAAAGAUUUAAAAUAAGACUUUAAGAUUUUAAAGACUUACAGUCUCUACACUUCACUCAAACUGGCAAAAUCUUAAUACCAGUCACCUGUGAUAAGUUAGGUAUGUAUAAUUCACUAUCUUAGGCAACUAAAAGUUAUGUAAAAAAUGCAAAGAAAUAUGCUCAGAAGUGCUACAGAUAAAUCAAAAUGGAAUUUUAAUGAAUCUUUCAGUAGUGGUAGUCAAGAAAAAGAGAACAGAGAAAUGAACAAUAGGGAAAAAAUAGGAAACAAAUAGGCAGACUUUUGUCCUAAUGUUUUAAUAAUUACAUUAAAUGUAAAUAGUCUUCUUUAUAUGGCCCUAAACAAAUAACAACCAUACUUGCCUCAAUAGGCAAAUGGUUGAUGGUUAAAGAAGCCCUGGUCCAUCCAUAUCAUGGAGUACAACUCAGAAAUUGAAAGGAACAUACUAUUAAUAUGUGCAAUAAGUUGGAUGGAUCUUAGUGACAUUAUUCUGAGUAAAAAAGGCCAAUCUCCAAAAGUCACAUAUUCUAUGAUUCCAUUUAUAGAACAUUAUCUAAAUGACAAAAUGAUAGAGAUGAAAAACAGAUCAGUGGCUGCCAGGAUUUAAGGUUGCUGAGGGGCGAUAGAGGACAGGCAUGACCAGAAAGCGGUAGCACAAGAGAUGCAUUUGUGCUGAUAAAAACAACUGCACGUGUGGAUAGGGGUGUGGUUACAUGAAUGUACACAUAUGAUAAAAUGACGCGGCUCGAUGCAGACACGCUGGACCAAUGCCAGUGUCCUAGUUUUGAAAUUGUCCGGUAGUUACCUCAUAUGUAACUGUUGGAGAAAAUUAAGUGAAGGCUGCCUGGGUUCUCUGUGUAUUAUUUUUACAACUUCCUAUGAAUCUGUAUUCAUUUAAAACGAUCUUACAGCCUAGAUGGAGCAAUAAACAGAUCCUUGUAUACCUGCCAAGUGCUAAUUUAUGAGUAACUGAGGCAAGCUUGACGUUCCUCAACCAUUCUGAACAGUUAAGGCAUUUCAGGAGAAACAGCAUCUUAACCUCAGUUCACCAGACUCAUCUAAAAUUAUCUACUAUUGAUCUUGUCCUUAAAGAUUCUGGAGAAAGAUGUUAAAAUAAUUAAAAGAAUAUGCAUGGCUUCUCUAUCCAUAUCCGGGCUUCUCUGGUGGUGCUUUGGGCUUAAGCAGCAAGUGGGGUUGGGAAACCUGAAGCAGUGCGUUUCUCCCUUCACAGUUCUGGGUUUUCACACUCCUGCCCCCCAUCCCCCAUGGAAACCACAUGACUGAGCAGAGCUGGAAGGAUAAAGGGGGUAGGCUUAGUGCAAAGAGCAGGGAUUAAUUUAGGCUUCUGUAUAGAAAUGGGUCUAAAGUCACAGCUAAGAAUAGAGCUAAGAGGAAACGUGACAAGAAACCCGAAGAGUUACACAGAUGGGACCCAAAACCAAGGUCUGUAUGACCCAGGCAGAGCUCACUACAGGCCACUGACUCUGCUGCCCAUGGUCCAUUGAGCCAACCAUGGGAAAAACUCCUAAAAGCGGGGGCUUUGGUAACCCCACCAGGGUGCUAGUUCACUUCUGACUCCAGACCCUGCCCUAGAGCCCAGGG
Messenger RNA from Manis pentadactyla (Chinese pangolin), 5963 nucleotides. It is a transcript of the gene LRRC18, whose product is annotated as leucine rich repeat containing 18. The record is from RefSeq and is a predicted model, not a curated record. Gene Ontology annotation, molecular function: protein binding. The transcript has 2 exons. Bases 259 to 1026 code for a protein of 255 amino acids. NCBI's taxonomy places the organism in Eukaryota, Metazoa, Chordata, Mammalia, Pholidota, Manidae.